AUGAACACGUUCCCCUUCGUUCAUGUGAAUCUCAUCCACACGGUCAUGAACCUGGCGGCUCUUGCGCCGUUGAUGGAGCGGUUCGAGGCGGAAUUCGGGACCUUGACCUCUAUUGCCCUCUUCAUCGGCCCCCUGAGCACGAUCCCGGCCAUUCUCUACACCUUGAUCGAACGGUUUCUGUUCAAGGGCAACACCGAAGUUAUGGGAGCUAGCGUCUGGGUCUUUUUGCUCCUGGGUAUCGAGGCGAUCCGAACCUACAAGACGAACCCCCACCUGACGAUUGCGACGUACUCGAUUCCCACGUGGACAACUCCCCUGAUCCUUAUUCUGGUGGUUACGGCGCUCGUUCCCGGCACCAGCUUGCUUGGUCACCUCUGCGGCGUCCUGGUUGGAUAUCUCUUUGGUCUCGGCUACCUCAAGUUCCUCAGCCCACCCGAAAAAGCCCUGCGAUGGAUCGAGUCGAAGCUGAACCUUCUUGGCCGGCUGCCGCACUACGUGAGCGUCGACCAGAAGACUUAUGGUCGAUUCGGCGUCUUACCCACUAACACCCAUGCUGGUGGCGGCAGCGCACCGAUUGCGCUUGUUGGCACGACGCAGAGACUGGGGCCAUGA
Messenger RNA from Colletotrichum fioriniae, 612 nucleotides. RefSeq names its product putative rhomboid protease (gene RBD2). Gene Ontology annotation, cellular component: membrane. Gene Ontology annotation, molecular function: serine-type endopeptidase activity. The record is from RefSeq and is a predicted model, not a curated record. NCBI's taxonomy places the organism in Eukaryota, Fungi, Ascomycota, Sordariomycetes, Glomerellales, Glomerellaceae.